Molecule: messenger RNA, 2878 nt
Organism: Oreochromis aureus
Lineage: Eukaryota; Metazoa; Chordata; Actinopteri; Cichliformes; Cichlidae
Gene: ccnl1a
Product: cyclin L1a
Exons: 10
Coding region: 90-1730 (546 amino acids)
Biological process (GO): regulation of transcription by RNA polymerase II
Cellular component (GO): nucleus
Molecular function (GO): cyclin-dependent protein serine/threonine kinase regulator activity
Source: RefSeq, a predicted model, not a curated record
GUCACGCACUUCGCCAGUCACCCUGCUCCGCUGUUACAGUGUGGAGGCUGUGUUCGCUGUAGCUGCUAACCGUUGUUUUUCAGGUGAAGAUGGCCGCAGGUCCUCUCUCUGUAUCUUCCAAUGCCUCCACUAACAAUGAUGGGAUUCUCAUUGGCGACAAAUUUUACUCAGAAGUGUACCUUACAAUCGACAACUCGCUUGUACCGGAGGAAAGGCUCUCAACGACGCCGUCGAUGUUCGACGGCCUCGACCUGAACACAGAGGCCGACCUUCGUAUUCUUGGCUGUGAGCUGAUUCAGUCAGCGGGUAUUCUCCUCCGGUUGCCACAGGUCGCAAUGGCAACAGCUCAAGUACUUUUCCAUCGUUUUUUCUAUUCCAAGUCCUUCGUCAAGCACAGUUUCGAGAUUGUUGCCAUGGCUUGCAUCAACUUGGCCUCCAAGAUAGAAGAAGCACCACGGCGAAUACGAGAUGUCAUUAAUGUUUUCCAUCACCUGAAGCAGCUCAGAGGAAAAAAGACUCCAAGUCCAUUGAUACUUGAUCAGAACUACAUAAAUACCAAAAAUCAAGUCAUCAAAGCGGAAAGGCGGGUCCUGAAGGAACUUGGAUUUUGUGUGCAUGUCAAGCACCCUCACAAGAUCGUUGUCCUGUACCUUCAAGUCCUGGAAUGCGAGAAGAACCAGACAUUGGUGCAGACAGCCUGGAACUACAUGAACGAUAGCCUGAGGACAGAUGUGUUUGUGAGGUUUCAAGCUGAGACGAUUGCCUGCGCUUGCAUAUACCUUGCUGCCCGAGCACUGCAGAUACCGCUGCCAACCAGACCCCAUUGGUUCCUGCUGUUUGGAGCCACGGAAGAAGAGAUCAAAGAUAUCUGCAUCACCACCCUGAGGCUUUACACCAGGAAGAAGCCUAACUAUGAGCAGAUGGAGAAGGAGGUGGAGCGAAGGAAAGUGUUCUUGGCAGAGGCUAGGAUAAAGGCUAAGGGUCUGAAUCCUGACGGUACUCCUGCACUGUCCACGCUGGGUGGCUUCUCACCUGCUUCCAAACCGUCCUCACCUGUGGUCAAGGUGGAAGAGAAGUCCCCGAACCCCCAGAGUGUCAAACCAGUUAAAAAGGAACCAGACAACCGUACCCAGGUCAACAAGAGUCCACAUAAUGGGUUAAGGAAGGAGGUAAAGAUUGGGAGGAACAGUAGGAGUGGAAGUCGUUCUCGUUCGAGAACGCGUUCGCGGUCAAGAUCGCGCUCCUUUCGCAGACAUUACAACAGCAGACGCAGCCACUCAGGGACCUACAGUUCUCGUUCACAUUCUCGUUCUCACAGCCGUAGCCCAUCACCACAGCGGCAUCCGCCCUCGCCACUCCUCCCCCACCUUAAAUCCAAGUCCAGUCACCACAGUAAUAGCGACUCCAAGCCCAGCGGUCGUCACAGCAACAGCGGAGGUGGAGGCUCCGGUCAUAAAAGGAAGCGCUCGCGCUCUCGGUCGCGGUCCCGCAGUCCAGUCAAAGUAGAAAGGGACCGUGACAGAGAGAGGGAACGCGAGAGAGACAGAGACCGCAGCUCCUUCGACCUGUCGUCAAAGAAACACAAACAUGACCGAGGAGGUGGCCAUCGAGACCGGAGGGACAGGGAGCGGUCCCGAUCCUACGACAGGGACAGAGAGAGGGAGCGUAGCCACAAGAGCAAACACCACAGCAGUAGUGGGCACUCGGGACACAGCCGCCACCGUCGCUGAGACCUGAACCGACCCACUCUGGCUCUGGGGCUGAUGGUCACAUGAGUACUUUGAGUACAUGCAAAUCAAAUUAGACACACCCUCUGAACAUUGUUUAAAUUAAAUAUUUGUGCAGAAGGUAAAACGGAAGUUAACCAAACAUCCACGUAACAGAAGAGAUUUUUGUACCUUGCUUUGUUGAAGACCAAAAAUUUUCAAAAACCUUGUCGAAGCUGCCGUGACUGAAAACACGUUUAAUUGGAUUUGCUGUUUUGUAUACCAGCAGGUGUCAUUCCUACUGAAUUUGCUGGAUUUCUCAUACACACCCGGCAUCAGACCAUCAGCGUACACAAGUUGAUUUUAAUUUUUCUAAUUUUGUUGAAGUCGCAAAACAUCUGCCAGCAUUAUGAUUCAUCUCAGUGGAAACAGUGGAGCCAGAUAAGUCACCACGUGUCUCAUGUACAAAUGUCUUUGAUGGAAUCGGGUUGCUUUGAGUCUCAUACAGAGCAGCAGAUCUGUAGCUGACAUUUAUCUUGGGUGGUUGAUGGUUUUGCAUCUACAUGCAGACUGCAGCUGUCACCACCACCAUGAGGUGCUCUACGAUUACCUUUAAACAUCUGCCCAGACUGGCAAAGGCAAGGUUAUAGUGUGACAUCAGCUCCAGACCCAAACAUAUAUCCUGACAAACCAUCUAGCCUACCCAACCCAGCCCCCUCUUUUUCUUUUCCCCCCUCUUUUUUUAGUUUUACAUAUAAUGUUAUGGACAUUUGGGGGGGAAGACUUAUUUACAGUGUAAAGAUGGAUUGAUGACCACUGACAAUGUAAAUGCUUUGAUUUAUAAAAGCAAAUGGCUCAGUGGACGUACUGAAGAAUAAAUGUAAAAUAAACAUUCAGGAAAGAUCAAAAUGUUUGCACAGUCUUUGUUUUCUUUUUUAUUGAACAGAUAUGUUGCUGAUGCUGUAUUUUGUACAGUUUCAAAAGAAUACUGUCUAUUUGACUUUAUCUUUUUUCUUUUUCUUUUUUUUUUUUUUUUUGACCUCCCAGCAGGGAAUGCAGACUUACUGCAAAAAGAUUUUAGGGUUGUCCGUUUUGUUACACUGGUUUUUAGUCUGCACGUGUUCAUGUCCAAUUUUUAUUCAGUAAUAAAUGAGCUAUGCCACUGAACUGUA